Molecule: messenger RNA, 1970 nt
Organism: Capsella rubella
Lineage: Eukaryota; Viridiplantae; Streptophyta; Magnoliopsida; Brassicales; Brassicaceae
Product: BTB/POZ and TAZ domain-containing protein 4
Exons: 7
Coding region: 280-1419 (379 amino acids)
Molecular function (GO): protein binding
Source: RefSeq, a predicted model, not a curated record
CACUUGACGACGCUUUCUCACAAGGAAGACAAGAAGCCGGUAAGGCGCGUGGAUUCUCAGCCGUCCGUUUCGUAACCGUAGGCUCCACGCGCCUCUCCGUAAUUCCCCGCAGAGUUUCUUCUCCUGCUCUUUUGAAGAAGGAGGAUAGGCUUUUCUCGUAAUUGAGCUCAUUUCGUUAGAUUCGCUCUUCAAGGAAGCUAAACCGCUGGUUCUGAGGAAUUGAGAUUUCUAAAACUUUGUAAAGGAUAGACAAGAUAGGCAAAAAAAAAAAAAGAGAGAAUGGUGACUGGUUGUGUUGAUCUUGAUCAAUCUUUCAAAUCUCUAGAUUCUUCUGUUCCAAUUCCUCCACCUCUUCCAUCAAAAUCUAAUGGAUACCAGAGAAGACAUGGUAUGGAUGCUGCACCAGGACUCGGGAAUGGCUGCGUUUCCACAGCUACAAGAGAUAUGUGGGAUCGUCUUUUCAUCGAUGGAUACAAAGCUGAUGUAGUGAUAUACACAGAUAGUGGUUACGUCAUCUAUGCUCAUGCCAACAUAAUUGGAAAUGCGUCCACUGUGAUCAAAGGCAUGUUGAAGCAAGCCAAAAGACAUGGCAAGUGGCAUACAAUCUCAAUCCGUGGUGUCCCUCAUGAUGCUGUUCGAGUUUUCAUCCGUUUCCUCUACUCUUCCUGCUAUGAGAAAGAAGAAAUGAAUGAGUUUAUCAUGCAUUUGCUACUUCUAUCGCAUGCGUAUGUGGUUCCUCAGCUGAAACGGCUCUGUGAAUGGCAUCUAGAACAUGGUUUGCUUAAUACUGAGAACGUGAUUGAUGUGUUCCAGCUUGCGUUGCUGUGUGAUUUUCCUCGGCUGAGCGUCAUAUCUCACCGUAUGAUCAUGAAACACUUUAAGGAGCUUUCUGCGACAGAAGCAUGGACAGCUAUGAAGAAAAGCCAUCCGUUUCUUGAGAAAGAAGUUAGUGACUCAGUGAUUCUCGAAGAAAAUAUGCGGAAAGAGAGGAUCAGGAAACGAAAUGAUCAGCGGAUAUAUUCGCAGCUAUACGAAGCAAUGGAAGCUCUUGUUCAUAUAUGCAGAGAUGGAUGUAAAACAAUAGGACCACACGAUAAGGAUUUCAAGCCGAACCACGCAGAGUGUAAUUAUGAAGCUUGCAAGGGAUUAGAAUCAUUGAUCCGGCAUUUUGCAGGUUGUAAGCUCAGAGUUCCAGGAGGUUGCGUACAUUGCAAGAGAAUGUGGCAACUCCUUGAAUUGCAUUCACGUGUCUGCGCAGAUUCUGAUCAAUGUCGAGUCCCUCUGUGCAGAAACUUAAAAGAAAAGAUGGAGAAACAGAGCAAGAAAGAUGAAACAAGAUGGAAACUUCUGGUGAAGAACGUAUUGGGGAGUAAGAAAAUCGGAGGAUCUCCUUACUUUUUACCGGUGACCAGCUGUUAAAAUCCUCUCAACUCAAGAUUUCGCCAUUUUUCGAAAAUCUCAAGAAGGCGAGUUUUAAGUGUUUCUUGUGAUCCCCUCCUACCCUUAAAAACACAAGUGUACCAUAUUAAAUUCGAACGGAUGAAAUAAAAACACAGACUUUGUCAGCAAAGAAAGGAGCAACAACUCUGACAAAUUGGUAAAUCAAAUCCGGUUUAAGGAUGGGUUUAAUUACUCUGUGGCAAUAAGCUGGGGGCAUCAUACGGAACAAGAGAAGAAGAAUCACGAAUCUACCAAAGUUUAUAGAGGACCCAACUUGCUUUGUUAUUUAUAAUAACUCCAAAAAUGGAAAAGAGAAACGAAAAGAUCGUGGUGGGAAAAAGUGAUGCAGAACAAGACAAGAAAAGAAAGAGAGAGGACGUGGUACAAGUGUACACAAAAUCGGUCUCACUCACAUCACAUGUUUCUAUUUCAUUUAAUAAGUAAUCUUGGGAACAUUCAUUGUCACACCCCCAAUAUCGUAUUUUAGACCUUGUAUAUAUAUUCUCCUUUAAAUCACUUUCAUUAUCACU